CUAGUGGCAGCACCAACAUGGGGUCUCCAAUGGCCUCUCUUACUCUCACUCUUGCAUUAACAAUAAUCUCUCUCACCUUGCCACCUCAAAUAUGUGCAGACAACUACAUCUACUCAUCUCCACCACCACCACCUAAACCCUACUACUACCACUCUCCUCCACCACCAGUGCAUUCACCUCCUCCUCCUUACUAUUACCACUCUCCUCCACCACCACCACAUAAGAAGCCCUACAAGUACCCUUCCCCUCCCCCACCAGUCUACAAAUACAAGUCCCCACCACCACCCUACAAGUCCCCUUCUCCUCCACCACCACCAUACAAAUACCCACCACCUCCUCCUCCAUACAAGUACCCAUCACCUCCUCCACCACCAUACAAGUACCCAUCUCCACCAGGACCAGUUUACAAGUACAAGUCUCCUCCCCCACCAGUUUACAAAUACAAGUCCCCACCACCACCCUACAAGUCCCCUUCUCCUCCACCACCACCAUACAAAUCCCCAUCACCUCCUCCUCCAUACAAGUACCCAUCACCUCCUCCACCACCAUACAAGUACCCAUCUCCACCACCACCAGUUUACAAGUACAAGUCUCCUCCACCACCAGUUUACAAAUACAAGUCACCUCCUCCUCCUUAUAAGUACCCUUCUCCUCCACCCCCACCAUACAAGUACCCUUCUCCUCCACCACCAGUGUACAAGUAUAAGUCUCCUCCUCCACCAGUGUACAAAUACAAGUCUCCUCCUCCACCACCAAAGAAACCCUACAAGUACCCAUCUCCACCACCACCAGUUUACAAAUACAAGUCUCCACCUCCACCAGUUUACAAGUACAAAUCUCCUCCUCCUCCACCAAAGAAACCAUACAAGUACCCAUCUCCACCACCACCUGUUUACAAAUACAAAUCUCCACCUCCUCCCUACAAGUACCCGUCUCCACCACCCCCACCAUACAAGUACCCAUCACCACCACCCCCAGUUUACAAGUACAAAUCCCCUCCACCCCCAUACAAGUACCCAUCUCCACCACCACCACCAUACAAGUACCCAUCCCCCCCCCCCCCACACAAAUCCCCAUCUCCCCCACCACCGCCAUACAAGUUCCCAUCUCCUCCUCCACCCUACAAGUACCCAUCUCCACCACCACCACCAUACAAGUACCCAUCUCCUCCUCCUCCCUACAAAUACCCAUCUCCACCACCACCACCAUACAAGUACCCAUCUCCUCCUCCACCCUACAAAUACCCAUCUCCACCACCACCACCAUACAAAUACCCAUCCCCACCACCCCCAGUGUACAAAUAUAAGUCACCUCCUCCACCAGUUAAGCCCUACAAGUACCCUUCUCCUCCACCCCCAGUUUACAAAUAUAAAUCUCCUCCUCCUCCUGUUCACUCACCACCUCCACCACAUUACAUCUAUGCAUCCCCUCCUCCUCCAUAUCACUACUAGAUAGUGGUUUUGCAUAGUGUUUCACGUGGUUGUUUAUAAGGAAUAUGUGCCAAUAAAGAGCUAGCGUUGUUGAUAGCAUCAGGAAGAAGCACUUCACAACGGAAGCAAAGUUUCCGCGCGCGUUUUUGUCCCAUAAAAAGAAAGAAGUGUCACUCCUUUUCUCUUUCGUUUGUAUUGUUUAUCAUUUAUAUAUUAUUAUUGUGUUUUAUAGACAGUUGUAUGGCACUGCUUUGGUAUGCUGUCAAUGAAUUUCACAUGAAUUAUGCAUUUUGGUUUGCAACUUGUUGCACUUGCAAGGGGUUGUGAAUCCAAUUUUAUAAUAAAUAAAAAUGUUUUCUCACUUGCA
Molecule: messenger RNA, 1797 nt
Organism: Cajanus cajan (pigeon pea)
Lineage: Eukaryota; Viridiplantae; Streptophyta; Magnoliopsida; Fabales; Fabaceae
Biological process (GO): plant-type cell wall organization
Molecular function (GO): structural constituent of cell wall
Source: RefSeq, a predicted model, not a curated record